AUGGAUAGGACGAAGCAGAAUAGGAUGGGAAUGAAUGGGACAAGGCGGAACGAAACGACAAGAAACAAGAAACAAGACGAGGUAGAAUGGAAAGAAAAUGAAUGGGACGAAGAAAAACGGGAUGUGAAUGAAUGGGACGGGGCGGAACGAGACGAGAAGAAACAAGUUGAGAUGCGCAGCUUGAGCAACUUCCUCAAGCACUCUGUUUCCUUUUGCUCAAGGCUCUGUUCCGUCUUGCUUGUUUUGCCAUCCGAUUACUCCGAUCUCCUUCUGGUCCAUCUCCGAUCAUCACCUCCGGUCUGCUCCUUCGCCAUAAGCUCCGAAUACCUGAUAAAUGCACCCCAAAUGCAAUGGAAAUGCAAAAUGCUAUCCUAA
Molecule: messenger RNA, 375 nt
Organism: Microthlaspi erraticum
Lineage: Eukaryota; Viridiplantae; Streptophyta; Magnoliopsida; Brassicales; Brassicaceae
Source: the annotation of a GenBank genome assembly